Messenger RNA from Carassius gibelio (silver crucian carp), 3931 nucleotides. RefSeq lists its product as uncharacterized. The record is from RefSeq and is a predicted model, not a curated record. Gene Ontology annotation, cellular component: membrane. The transcript has 3 exons. Gene Ontology annotation, molecular function: G protein-coupled receptor activity. The coding region runs from base 1114 to 2127 and encodes 337 amino acids. Gene Ontology annotation, biological process: G protein-coupled receptor signaling pathway. NCBI's taxonomy places the organism in Eukaryota, Metazoa, Chordata, Actinopteri, Cypriniformes, Cyprinidae.
UUGCUAUUGAUUGAGUGAAGGACACGAUUAUGACAGAAGGAUGCUGUGCACUAUGCUUGUUUCUUGCUCCCUGGGAACACCGAAGAUUGCUUUGCUAUUUUGCUCAAACUACAUUUGGCCAGUCCUGACACUUAAACCAAGCUGUGUACACCGAUGAAGCUGCGCUUUGACAUAUUGGCCUGUGGAUUCAAAUAUCCCCUCAUGAAAUCAUCAUAUGAAAUGUACAAUAAAUGUACAAUGUAUUCAUCCACUCCCAAGGCUGAGCCAAACAUCUCCUUCUGUGUAUAGAGGCUGCUGGAGGAGCUCCCUCAGGUUGGACUCACCAACACCCCUAAGAAAUGCCACUUCAAACUGCUUGAAGAGUUUUACCUGGACUUCUAGAUCAACUGGGGACUGAUAAAACCUUCAAAAGCAGAUAGAAGCUGAGCAGUUUUAUACAUCCUGGCCUGCGAGUAUGAAAUAUGUAUGCUGUUUCCAAGGGUAGGCAGGUUACCAUCAAUGCCUCAUGCCUAGUUUUUCUAGUAUAUCAUCUCUCCUCUCAAGCAUGAACAGUAAUGGAUGGCAAGAAAAAAAUACUAUGAACGUCUAAUGUAGGGUUUAACAUGCUACAAGCUUUAUUCUACCCUUCACUCUCCAUGUUCACGCCAAGCUGCCAUCCAUGAAGAUGAUGCAAUUCACUAUCUGACACCAGCACUGUACAUGACUUUGAUUUAUUAUUAUUUUUUGACACAUGAAUGGAUCAUCCAAUGCACAAUGCAUGUCUCUUAUUUUCUCUCUCAGCUCUCAAAUACCAGUGCACACUAAAACUUAUUCGCAUGUUAAUUGCGGGUGGAGAGAACCGUUCAUAUUUACUGGUAAAACAUGGUAAAAAAAAAAAAAAAAACAUUGGGUGAUUUGGGUGUUGGCUAAGCCUUGCAGUUACCAUAUCCUCCUGACACAUUUCCUCUUCUGCGUUAGUUGAUGUUAGUCAUGUGCUAAGCUCAUUUACACUAAAAUAUGCUUCUUCUGCCCCUCCCCCCUUUUUUAUGUUUUCCCUGCAUAUGAGGUCACGUUCCUGUAAGAAAUUAUGUGACUUGAGUUGUCAGUUUGCAGUCAGAACACAUUAGACAAAAGAUGAGGAACCACUUCAAUGUGAGCACCCUGGACAUCUUGAGUGCACCAGCGAUUGUGGGAAAUGCUUGUGGAAUCGACUUUAGUCAAGACGGCAUCUUCCUUCCCAUCUUGUAUGGAAUCUUCUUCAUCAUCGGCACUCCUUUAAACCUGUUGGCACUCUUUGGGCUCUACAAACUCAUCCAGUCAGAGAAUGUCCUACCUGUGUACGUCAUAAACCUUCUGAUCGCAGAUCUAAUUCAACUUCUGACUUUGCCUUUGUGGAUGGACUACUAUGCAAACGGACACUACUGGCGCUUCGGACCCCGGAGCUGUCAGUUCAUGGGUAUGUUUUUUUACAUUAGCAUUUACGCGGGCAUCUUCUUCAUGUGUAUCAUUGCUCUAGAACGUCACCUGGCCAUCGCCAGACCUCUCAGGUUCAAGCAUAUCCGUAAUUUGAAGUUUUCUCGCUGGAUAGCACUUGGCAUUUGGAUUCUAAUUGCGGUGCCUCCUGCCAUUGCGUUCGACAAGCUCUUUCCCAAGCAGGCAAAUUACACUCUUUGUAUCGAGAAGUAUCCCUCAGAGGGCAGUUUUAUCACCUACAGGCUGAUUACUCUGCUUGUGUCCUUCAUCAUACCCCUUAGCUUCAUUGUUGGUCUCCACAGAGAGACCGUCCGAUCGCUGAUGGCAAUCAACUCACUUUUAUCCGAGGAGAAGAGGAGUAUCAGGGGUCUGCUCACCCUUCUGGUGGCCGUAUUUGUCACGGUGCUGGGGCCCUAUCAUUUCAUCGGCUGUGUGAAGUACCUGGGACUGCUGAUACACAGCAGUCCGUGCGUUUGGGAGAAGGCAGUGUUUGUGCCCUAUCAGUUAGGACGAGGCUUUCUGAGCCUUAACAGCUUGCUGGAUCCUGUGUUUUACAUCUUUCUCCGCAGAGACUUUCGUGCUGCUGCUGGGAAGUACUUGCCCUGCCUGAGGAGAGUGAGAAGCAGAUCGUAUCGGACAGAGAAAGCGACAAGCUCCACUCUAGACUGUGACUGAAGAUUUCCCCUUGGUUAUGUAUUUGAAAUAUACUUUGGACAAAGAGCUAAGAAACUGUGCCAAACUAAUACAAAAGGCGUAAUUAGAUCUAUGGUGAUGCCAUCAUCUCAAGACAGGUGUUUUAGCAUCAUUGAUCAUUUUUAAUUAGAAGAAAUUUGGCAUUGCUAUAAUUUUAGUUAGCCUUGCUGACUUUUUUGUCUGUCUGUUGAUCAUUUCCAUGUCUGCACUGCUGGAAUGAUUUUUAUUUUAUAUUAUCUUAGUUUAUUUGUCUGUCAUGCCAUGGCUAACCUGCUGAAACAAAACUAACAUAUUAAUUCUAUUUCAUUGUGGUUUUGGCAGUAGACUUGGUGGUAUAGUGUAAAAUCUUUACAUAAAAAAAAAAAACAGACAAAAUUUGUCAUCACCCAUUAAAAUGUUUUUCACUUCAUAACUAUUAAUGUUAUUUCAACUCUCAGUACUUUUUUCUCUCAAACAAGAGUACUUCACUUACUUCCUCCUUUUUUACACAUUUACACUGUGUUGAUUCUAUUCCGGGUGUGAAACUGAGACCACAACUACACAAAUACAGACAGCAUCAACAUCUUUCUAUAACCAACCUAACCUACAAUUAUAUUUCUUUCCUAUCCAUAAAUGGCAAUAACUUAACAUCUGAAUACAUCGGGCUGAUGUUUUCUGUAUAAAUAUGACCUGUCUUUCUGAAUACAAUUAUCUUAUCUUAUUUUAUCUUAGAUUUUAUCUCAGUUUAGUUUAUUUAUCUGUCAAUCAUUUCCAUGUCUACACUGCUGGAACUGAAUUAAGGGGUUCUACACUAUUUUAUUAUGGUCUUAAUAAUACACAUUAUUUAGUGUCCGAUUUAUAUUUUAAACAAAACAAUUUCACAUCACCAGACACAAUCUUUUUCCUGCUUAUAUCUUCACUGUUGAAACAAUGAUUAAUACUUUUUUUAGUCACCCAAAUGGCAUGAUGCUUGCAAGCAACUUGUAUCAUGACAUACAGACAGCUUUCUCUUAGUGUUAAAGACCUCCUUGAUGCAGAUUCAGAAAUUACCAUGGCCACAUGAGCAAGUGAUUCACGUUCACAGGAAGCUGAGGUUUGACCAUGUGAAAUAAAUUCCCAUUUGAUUUCGUGACCAGUAUCCGAAAGCUCCAUUCCCAUGGGAAAUGCCAACAUGUCGCUUUCAAGCAAUGUCUUUUUGGGAAAAAUCAAGUUGGCAGAAUUUAGAUCUCCAACUGCAGUAUGUCUCACUGUGAGAUUUUUGUGCCAGAAUUAAUAAUUGCACCCACUGCCAUCAACUGCAAAGACAAGACACAGACAUAUCUUGCCAAGGGUCGCAGCUUGCAUGAGACCAUUGGAAACACUCUGCAAUUAUAACAUUUUAUAUUGAUUUCCAUCAUUUGCCAACUCUAUCUACAUACUCAUCUCUCAGAUUAAUUCAGAUGUGUAUUGUUAGGGCAUAAAAAUCUUUAUUUUCUUUUAGUGCAAUGAACUGAGGAUAAAGUCUACUAUAUGAAGGACUGGUUUUGGCCAUAAAUUCCCACAAAUGCAUUAACUCCAGAGGAUGCCAUUGACCACAUUUAAAAAUGUCACAGUUCAGAACUUUAUAGAGUGAACUUUAGAAACUUUGUUAUAUUUGUGAUCGUUGCGCACCAUUACUUUUCAUCAAAGAGUUGAAAAGUUUGUUUAUGUCUGUUUUAUAUUUUAUAUUCUGAGUCAUAAGUUUGAACUGGUGGAAUGUUUAUUAACUGUUCAAUUUUAUAAAGGUUUUAGCAGUGUAAUCUGUAUAGUGGAUUUAUUUUUUUUUAUU